CACACCUCACUGUGACAAUAACUGUCCUAUCUGGCACGUCGUUGAUCCCAGCAUGAAAACUGCUGUUAUCACACCGAGACUGCUGCAGCUCUCCAACCCCAAACUGAACCACCCAGACUUCCAGAGCAACAGAGAGAGUAUUGCCUCCAUCGUUUCUUUUGCUUCCAAGACGGCUCGAAUCUCUCAGCGGCUGCUCCAGCUGUCACGGCCCAGACUGAAGCAGAGCAACAUCUGCCACGAGCUCGGACGCCCAGCGGAUCCAAUCUGGACUGUUUCAAAGGCAGCGAGGAAAGCCACAGUGAGCGCUCGUGUUGAAAUGCUGGCGACACCAAAACUUCUUUCCGAGGACUACAUCCCUCCACGAGAACCGGAGUGGAGCCGAAAAAACAACUUACUGUCCACCUGAGCUUCACUCAACAUCUUAACCAAGUCAGUGAUAAAGCUACUAAAGAGGUCUUAAAUAUAUUUAGGUCCUGAUUUCUUAAAGUGAUAAAGACAGUAAUGACAAUCAUUGUGGAAAUUUAACUUCUUUUGGUGCUUUAUGUACACCAGCGUUUCAUAUUAUUUUGAGCUAAAAAUGAUAAAGCUGUAAUGCAAUAAAAAAAAAAAAUUGACAAUGAGAGUCAAGUAAAGAUGAGAAAACACACCAGGAUUUAGUAACAUGAUCUAAAUGUCAGAAAAUGAACUAAAACACGUUAAUGUAAACUUUAUAAAACUAUUUUAACAAAUGACUACAUUUGUAGAUAACCAAGCGAGUAGUGCAUGUUUACACAACUUCAAAUGAUGUAUUAAAGCUACAAGGCCUUUGUAUCAUUCAUCAGAUUUACAAUUUCUGUAAAUAUUCUUAAGUGUUUACUUUUUCUCUUUUCUUAUUUGUGGAAUACAAUGUGACAGAUGUACACAUCCAUCCAUCCAUUAUUACUGGUAUAACAAGUAUUAUUACUGCAACUAUUUACUGCAACUAUUACUAAUGAUUAUUUUACUGUUAUUUUA
This is a messenger RNA of Centropristis striata (black sea bass), 993 nucleotides long. RefSeq lists its product as uncharacterized. The transcript has 3 exons. The record is from RefSeq and is a predicted model, not a curated record. NCBI's taxonomy places the organism in Eukaryota, Metazoa, Chordata, Actinopteri, Perciformes, Serranidae. The coding region runs from base 53 to 406 and encodes 117 amino acids.